GCGCCGGUGAAGACCCAAAUAAACCUCUGUAUGUGGCUCCAUGUCACCAUGAAUAGCUUUAAUUCGGAUUAAUGUGGUGUUCUGAUGGUGACAAUGAUUUCUGUGAACUAUAUUCUGCUGGGCGGACAGUUUCUUUUGCUGCUAACUGUGAUACUUUUACAAUGUUUGGGGGGAAUUUACUCCCAAAACUCGUCGACAGCUGAGACUCCUGUUUCCUCAACCGGACAGGCAGCUACCAUCCUACCGUUCAGCGACCAGCCGCCCGACACCGGAAAAUAUGACAUACCGAUGGAAAAUCCGAAUAUAACGGACAUAUAUGAGUACAGACCUCCUUCGCCGGUCGUCCUCUGCAGCUAUCUACCGGAGGAGUUCAUCUACUGUCAAGACCCUGUAGAUCAUGCAGGCAACUACACCGCCUUACUGGAGAUGGGCCAUGGUUGUGUUGGGUGGGGUGGCCAAACUCAGAAAGAAGUGAAUCACACACAGGUUAUCUGCACUGCACUGGAUGACAUCGAGUGUGCUGGACAUCGAGAAUUCCUCAGAGGAAGUGUCCCCUGCAUCAAGUACACUGGACAUUACUUCAUCACCACUCUGCUGUACUCCUUCUUCCUGGGCUGUUUCGGCGUGGACCGCUUCUGCCUGGGCCAUACCGGCACCGCCGUCGGGAAGCUGCUCACUGGAGGCCUGGGAAUCUGGUGGUUCGUGGACUUGAUCCUGCUCAUCACGGGGGGCCUGAUGCGCGAUUACAGCAACUGGUGCACCUACUACUGAGACUAGACUGCCAAGUCUGACUGAGGACUCGGCCACUUGUCAGUCAGAUCUUAUCAGCUGAAAAGCGAGAGCUCCAGAGGAGUGGCCUCAGCCUGUCACGGUUAUGAAUCUGUGGGAUUUAUAGCGCUGCUUUCCAAAGUGGAGUCAGGGGAGCUCCUGGAGGCCCCCGUGGGGGAGAAAACGAGGAAUAAUUUAGUUUCAUUCUAAUGCGAUUCACCUGGAAUUAGAAAGUUUGAGAAUGCAUAAAAAUGUCAGUGAGGACCUCUUCUACUGUUUCACACUAAACCGUUAACUGACAUUUAAACACAGUCAUAAGGUGGUUUGUUUUCCAUGAUGUGCUCGUGCGUUAUCAGCUUUUCAUGUGGAGAAAAUAAAUUCAAGUCACUGCAGGCCACGCAGCUUAAUAGGAAUAUGUUUACUUAAUGUUUGUCAGUCUGCAGAAGUCAACUCCAGGUGUGUUUGUGCCAUAAUCCUCAGAAUUUAGUCGAUUUUCUGUUAAUAACACUGACAAAAUUAUACAAAUCAAUUCAUUUCUUCUGCCCUGUGAGGUCCAGCUGUUGACUGUAAACACUCAGAUUCAGUCUUUUCUUUUCUUUUCAGCUGUAUGACUUAUUGCAGGGGUGUCAAACAUGUGGCCCGGGGCCAAAGCUGGCCCUCCAAAAGGUCCACUCUGGCCCAUGGUUUGAUUUUUUUUUAAAUGCAAAAAUGACGCUGAGGAUAUUAACAGUCAAGGAUGUCAAAAUCAUUUUAGCUCAGGUUCUACAUACGGACCAAU
Molecule: messenger RNA, 1546 nt
Organism: Sphaeramia orbicularis (orbiculate cardinalfish)
Lineage: Eukaryota; Metazoa; Chordata; Actinopteri; Kurtiformes; Apogonidae
Product: TM2 domain-containing protein 2-like
Source: RefSeq, a predicted model, not a curated record